Messenger RNA from Cylicocyclus nassatus, 1450 nucleotides. NCBI's taxonomy places the organism in Eukaryota, Metazoa, Nematoda, Chromadorea, Rhabditida, Strongylidae. The record is from the annotation of a GenBank genome assembly.
AUGCAUGAUGCUAUAUGCGGGCAAUCUCGUCCGAAUGAAAAAUUGGAGAACAACGUUAGCAAACUGCUCGAUAAACUCGUAGCCAGUCAUGAUCGACGGAUUCGGCCAAAUUAUGGAGGUCCACCAAUCGAAGUGAAUAUUACUGCACAUAUCACAACCAUAAGUGCAAUUACAGAAGUGUCUAUGGACUACACGCUAGAUUUGUAUCUACGACAAAUCUGGAAAGAUCCACGAUUAGCUUGGGAGAGCGACGAGCAGUCGUCGCUGACCAUAGGAAUCGAUAUGGUGAAGACGAUCUGGACGCCGGAUACAUUCUUUCCAAACGAAAAGAAAUCGUUCUUUCAUGAAGCCACUUCACAUAACUCUUUCCUUCGAAUAGAUAAUCAUGGAAAUGUCCUGCGGAGUAUACGUCUUACCGUAACCGCAAAUUGCCCCAUGAAUCUGCACACGUUUCCGCUCGACGUGCAGGAAUGCGCUUUGGAAAUAGAGAGUUAUGGCUAUUCGACGAGAGACAUCAUUUAUCAUUGGCAUGGUCCUAACGCUGUCACUAUCGACGAAAAUGUUCAUCUGGCACAUUUCUCUAUUGGGGACCAUUACCAUAUCGAACGGGUUAUAUCGUUGAGUACGGGUAAUUACUCCCGUCUAAGUGCCUAUUUUACGUUCAAGCGUAACCUCGGCUUCUACCUCAUCCAAAUCUACUUCCCAUCGUCGCUCAUUGUCGUCAUCUCAUGGGUUUCGUUUUGGCUCAACCGUGAAGCUGUACAAGCGAGAGUUGCCAUUGGUGUCACCACAGUCUUGACAAUGACAACAUUGAUGACCAGCACAAAUGCAAGUCUCCCAAAGGUCAGCUACGUCAAAAGCUUGGAUAUCUUUCUCGGAAUGUGUUUCUUUAUUGUUUUUGCUUCACUUCUGGAAUAUGCGGCCAUUGGUUAUCUGAUGAAACGAAAUCGCUCACUAAUGAAUGCCUCUCCCGUCCAGUACUAUGAGACUGGUGAUGGUGUAUUGAGAAGAGACAGUUCAAGAAAGAAGUUCAAGAACAACAACAACAGGAGGAAUAGCGUAAAGAUAGAAGUCGAAGCCCAGCUGGACCAACGUAUCCCUCUGCUCUCCAUGGUCCCCAUGCCUCCUAUUCCUUUCAAGCCAAAACCGCCUGCAUGGACAAGGAUUCGCCCAUCACAAGUGGACCUCAUCUCUCGCAUUGCCUUUCCAUCGUUUUUCAUCGUCUUCCAUAUUAUCUACUGGGGUUUCUACCUUAAUGUCACGACGAUCUGAGCCACUGCUCUAACUUAUGUUUACCUCAUUCCAGCAGAUUGCUCAACAACAAGAUCUCUCCACUUCUCGUCAUGAAUUUAUUGUUUUCCAUAUCCAUCUCAGAGGCUCUACGCAUGCUGAUUUUGUUAUUUUCAAGUGCCUUCCAUGAAAAUUGUGUAUAUUUUCUUAUAAACUUUGC